Messenger RNA from Suhomyces tanzawaensis NRRL Y-17324, 1609 nucleotides. RefSeq lists its product as uncharacterized. The transcript has a single exon. Lineage: Eukaryota; Fungi; Ascomycota; Pichiomycetes; Serinales; Debaryomycetaceae. The coding region runs from base 43 to 1539 and encodes 498 amino acids. The record is from RefSeq and is a predicted model, not a curated record.
CUAUAAAGACCACAAUGGAACACUUUCUCCAGACAAACAAAGAUGUUAUUCAACUUUGGUGCUACCUUGAUCUUCGCUGCUAGUGUCUCCUCGGCUGCUAUUCAACAAGCAAAUGGGGCUCCCAAUAUCUUAAUGAAAAGGGCGAACAAGCAGUGUAUUCCGAAGCCAGCCAGUCUGGUGCCAAUUUCCUCCACCGUUACCAUCACGCAUGUUUCGUCUACCACCUCCACUGCCACUCUGAGUUUGGGCACUGAUGAGACCCAAGGCUCAUCGGAAUUAGCCUCUUCGUCCUCGUCCUUUGAGACGAUAAUUUCCACCGUAUCAUCGGCGUCUCCAGCUGUCUCCAACACUAUUGUCAGCACAAGUGCUUCAAACGAAGCAUCAACUAGUUCUGAGCCUGACUCGUCCCUGGUGGCUCCUUCCUCGGUUGAACUACCCUCAAUUUCGGAGACUGUUCCAAACCCUACUACCUCGAUAGCCAGUACACCCACAGCUAGUGAAACCUCAUUAACUCCACCAAUUGAACCAUCGAGCACACCAGAUGUUGAUGCUUCUUCGAAUCAGACACCUACCUCAACCACAAUAGCCACUACCCACUCACCAAGUGAGUUGACUUCUUCUACUUCUGCUGGUCUCUCAUCCCCCUCAACCUCCAUCUCUAUCUCGAGCUCUGUCACAUCGUUUUACCCCACGUCUGAUAGAACCAGUUUCCAGGAAACAACUUCUGAUUCUGCAACUGAUACCAACCAGAGCUCAACUGAGAGCUCUACUCCAAUUCCAUCUCCAGAAGUUUCUUCUUUAGAGAGCUCAACGCCAGUUUCAAGCCCAAUUACUUCAAGCUCGGAAAUACCAACUCCACAAAGUUCGUCCCCAGUUUCUACUCUGGCUUCCUCAACUUCGGAGAGCUCAACUCCAGUUUCAAGCCCAAUUUUAACUCCUACUACUAUAAGCUCGCAAAGGGCCGCUUCUAGCUCUUCUUCGAUUUUGGAUACCUCAAUCACUUUGAGCUCUUCCCAACCCACCACUUCGUCCUUACUCUCGACUUCUUCACUUCCUCCACCUUCUCCAAUCUCUCUUCCUUCCCUUUCUCUGAGCUCCUCAAGUUCUGCUGUUUCUUCUGCAACUUCUGACCCAUCAGCAACUCUUCCACAAUUACCCCCGACUAGCAGCUCCUUCAUUCCUUCGACCCUCACCUCCGUUUCAACCACUCGUUGUGAAGAAUGUCAAUCGUCUAUUACAGUAUCCAGUGCUAUUUCCAGUGUUCCAACAUCUUCAGACGAAUGUGAGGAACCCUCUCCACUGGCUCCAACUACCGUCAUUUCCAUAAUUUCUAGCACUUCUGAAGAUCGUGAAGAGCCAACCAGUUUGCCAUCUCUGAGAUUGACCAACACUGGUCCUACCAGUACCCAAAUCACACCUAGUCUGACUGCAGUGGCCCCUUCGCCCACACCAUCAACUUCUAGUAGAAUUACCCGAAGACCAGGUAAUCCCAUCACGAACACAUCCACCUUCCUGAUAGGAACAAUCACGAUCAUCUGAUUGUUCUCCCUUGCUUCUGAGCCAACUUAUUGACUGGACUAGUUCAUGCUAGACUAAUAGACCAUUCUUU